AUGAAGCGAUUAACGGCAAUCACAUGCGUCGUAAUAAUACUGUUGAAAUUAAAGGGUUUCGACUGUACAAACAACGUGACUACGACGUUGAUGUUACCGCCUACCAAAUAUGCGUCGACUUUUUCCAAUUAUUCGUACGGCGGCCUCUCCUCGUCGGAACUGGCCAUGUUGUGCUGCACGGACCCGGUGCUGCCCUUGCCCGAAAACGCUAUACUGUUGCUGGUAAACGCUCUGCCGACGUCACGGUUUCUGCUGUCCUUUCUGCCGCCCCAGACGGUUUGCAACAUUUUGGACGAACUGGCUUGGCGGCCGUCGCUGUUAAACUCCAUCGAACCGCCGAACGUGGUGUGUCUGGUCGACACGCUGUGCGCGUCACCGUCUCUGCUAAAAGUCACGCCCGACCGCACCGUCUACGAGCUGAUAACCGCAAUAUUUCUGUGCCCGAAAAUCGUAGACGCUCUGCCGCCGUCCACGGUCGUCUAUCUCUUGGCCAAGAUCGCGCCAACCGUGUUGUGUCAACUGUCGCCCGCCGUUAAAGCGUCACUGAUCCGUUGCGUGUUAUCGCCAAAAGCAUUUGGCGCGCUCAAACCGGCGGAAAUAUCAGCCGUCGUCGACGCCUUUGCGUCGGCCGAAUGCUCGUUGACCGGAUUGGCGAAUCCCGCCGAUCUGGUUGAACUCCUGAAAACUAUAGCACUGUCGUCGGGACUAGGAAACCGUACCAUAUCCGUCUCGCAAACGGCCGCUUUACUGUGCCGGUUGUCCAAAACGGUCCCUGCCCUGCUCGGCUGCGUCCCACCGAAUGUCGUCGACGCUUUGCUAGGCCCCUUCACCACACCCGCCCAUCGAAUACCAGCCGCGAUCCUCGCCGACUUGGUUUCCGUCUUGACUUGUCCGCCGUUUUCACUGAGCUCGUUGAACCCCGCGACGGUCACUACGCUGCUGACCGCGCUGUCGCAAGCCGACGUGCUGUGCACCGUCCCGUCCGCCGCGCUAGUCCAGCUGUUGACCGAUCUGUCGUCGGCCGUUCUGAUGGAUGCUGUCACCGCGGAAGCGAUCAUCGGCCUACUCUACGGCGUUACAUGCACAUCACCCCAUCUGAUCAGCGAUAUACCUACGUGCGUCCGGUCCGCGUAUGUGACGCGAUUGACCUCGCCCGAGGUGACUGGUACGCUUUCGAUAGAGAACAGCGUCAAGUUGAUCGGUGUACUAUGUAAAACCAAAUUAUUUUUGGCCGAACUACCAGCGAGUUCCGUGGAUAUGACUGUAGCUUUCAUGAUAUCCAACGAGACGCUCUUGAGCGCUACGUCGCCAUCGGACAUUGUCGAUUUCAUUCAUUCCGUAGCCACCUCGAGCGUGUUACUAGAAAUUCCACCCGACAAUAUCAGAAAACUGUUGUCGCUGCUCAAUUCUACGUCCUCGUUGAAGGCGUUGGACUCGAUUCACUUUUCAAAACUGCUAUCGAGUAUCGCGUGUGGCCCGAAACUCGCGUCUGCGUUACCAGGCACUCAGAUCGUAAACAUACUCACCACUCUGAUUUCGGUUCCCGGUGCAUUACAAGCAACAUCCAACUCGGUUUACGUAAACAUACUGACGCAACUAUUUACGACGCCCGACUGCUUGUCUGGAAUCCCAUUAGCGCUGCUUUUGGACUUGUUGAAUCAAAUUGAAAACCAAACUCCAGACGUGUUCUGCGCGAUCCCUCCAUGCGCGAUAGCCGCAUUCGCCGAUUUCCUCGGAAUGGAUGCUGCAGCGUUAGCUUCACUGCCGCCGGUCGAAUUGACGGCUUUGGUGAGCUUGCUGUCCAAAGUCCGUUGCUUAUUGGCUCAGCUGUCCAUAAAAACAUUGAGCAUCUUGUUCGAAGCGAUCGCCGAGUCGUCGUUCGCAAUACCUCUGGAAGAAAAAAUCAAACUUAUCAUCGCCAUACAGUCACUAUCACCAUCUGUGUUCUGUUCACUACCACCCGAGUCUAUCGGUGAGAUAGUCAAAUCGUUAGGUUCGUUCGACGCGCUAGGCAGCCUGAGCACAGAGUGUUUGACUAAAUUGUUAAUCGCCAUCUCGACGUGUCCACGUCUUCUGUGCGUCUUGGAUCAUGCGACGAUACGAGUUCUGUUAGAGUUUCUGUCGACGUCGAAGUUCACGCUAAGUGCUCUGGAACCCAAAAUCAUCGCUGACCUGAUGAUUUCGUUAUUAGCUAAUGAACAGCUUCUAACAUCCGUUCCGGUUAGAUGUUUCGUGCAGUUUUUGCUAGCGUUGCGCACAGUCGUGCCGACCACUUCGUGCUCGAUACCGACCACCACGGCGGUGGCGCUGUUGACAUCGCUGACGUCUCCGGACAUAAUGAUGGACGGGCUGACGUCAACAGACGUGGUGGACCUGGUGGACUUGUUGAAUGCUUACCACGAACUACUCGCCGGGUUGCCGCCGGUGGUGUUUGUCAACCUAUUAACGGCGAUAACGAAUCGGUUCGCCGCCAUUCCGUGCGAAAAAAUCGUCUACCUGUUGGCAUCAGCGAACUCGGCAUCACCGUGUCUCUUGUGCGCGGUACCGGAAGCUAUACUGACUGAUCUGCUGGACACGAUCGGUGUACAGUCUGUGGCCUGUUACCUCCCGCCCGAGUGCCUAGCUGCGUUCAUUGCCACCCUAUCCUCAUCGCAGUGCCUAUUAGACGCUGCACCGGCCGCCAUGCUCGACUCCUUGUUGGGCCUACUGUCAUCGGUGCCUGCGGCCAAGGCCGUGUCGGGCAGCACGCUCGCCGACCUCUGUACAAACCUGGCUUUGACGCCAUCCGCACUGAAACGAAUCGACGUGUCCACCAUCAUUUCGCUUCUGUCCGUGGCUGAACCUGAGUCGGUUCGCAACAUACCCGCUAUGGUCCUAUACACUCUGCUGGCCGCGCUGUCUGACGCGAAAACCGUAUACGAGCUCCGACCAACCGUGGUCGCUUCGUUACUGCGCAUCGCCGCCACGGCACCACAUGUCCUCGACGCAUUGGCAGGUGACAUACUCAACACGAUCGUGAUUAAGGCGUCAUCGUCACUAUACCUGCUCCAGAAUCUGCCACCCGGUCUAUUGCUGUCUUUCUUGGAGGCGAUUGCGUCUUCGCAGUUUGCGAUGGAAACACUCCAACCGAUCAACGUAGCUCAUCUGUUAAUUUCGAUCGCUGAGGCUCAACCCCGUGUCCUACUCGACGUACCUUCGGCCACGGUCUCGGUCCUGCUACUGGGAGUUUUCGGUUCGCAGCAGGCGUUCGCCUCGCUUCCGCCGCCCACGCUCAACAGUCUCCUGGACGUGCUCAUCGCGUUUCCCAACCUAUUCGCCAAUCUUCCGCUGUCCGUUUUAGAGGACCUGCUCCAGUUUUUCACGUCGUCCCCCGCUAUCCUUGGUUCCAUUCUUUCGUGUACGCUGCUCAAGUUCCUGGCUGUUCUGUCCUCGAUGCCUACACUUCUCCAGGCCCUACUACCUGGCACCCUCAUCGCAUUCAUAGAGGCACUGUGUACUGUGUCACCAAAGUUCCUGUGCGCCAUACCGGCCUCAAUCGUCACAGCCCUGUUCGGCGCCAUCACUACCGUGCCCGCACUAGCCACGCUCACGCCAUCGACGGUUGCCUUACUGAUAUCGGUGUUCGACAAGACACCCUGCCUAAUACUCACCCUGCCCACGACACUACUGACGGCUUUCAUCGCAUACCUGUCGACCAACCAACGCCUGUUGAGCGACACUCCAAAAACUACACUGCUCACCUUCAUCCAACACGUCCAAUCUCCCGAAUCCAUUCCCCGAGUCCAAGUCGUCCCAAUCGGACUCGGUCUGCCGUGCAUCGCUACUGAUCGUUUCGACAAUCUCACCGUCAUCAACAAUUACGAUCAUUCGGUGCCGAUUCCGAACGGAAAAACACAUGCGUACGAUAAAGGUGCAGACACGGUGACGGUGUACAAUUUCUCAUCAAACGAUUCCCAAACCCUCUCGGAUGAAAACAAUUCUGAAAAUUCUAAAACCGAUUCAAAAAUAAAAAUAAUUCAUCCGGAAAAUGCAACAGGAACAACUACAGUAUAUGAGUUUCCUAAAAAACAAUCAAUUCCCAACAAAACAUAAAUAAUUUCAACCAAAUAAAAUACU
Molecule: messenger RNA, 4116 nt
Organism: Rhopalosiphum padi (bird cherry-oat aphid)
Lineage: Eukaryota; Metazoa; Arthropoda; Insecta; Hemiptera; Aphididae
Exons: 2
Coding region: 1-4092 (1363 amino acids)
Source: RefSeq, a predicted model, not a curated record